AAAUUUUAAAGGAGUCUUGGGAAUUUAUAAUAAACUUAAAAACAUUAGUAGCUACAAUAUGGUUCAUGUUCCUGUAUUACUCGUUUAGUAUAUUUGAAAUGCAAAGAAGUAUUAGUUUAGAGAAAAUAAAUGAUACAGAGGUGGUGUCAAAUGCCAGAAAUACUGCUCUUAGACAUAAUUCACCAGACGUUGUAAUACCCCAACGAAGAAGGUUCAAGCCGCCAGGGAGCAUUUUUGAACAAUAUUGUAUAACUAUUAAGCCAAAACUAUUCAGAAGUAGCUCCUUGUCAGAACUGACCACGAAUUCAAGUGAUUUCACACUUGAUUAUUUCAAGAGUAGGGUUGAAGCUGGAAAGAAACGCACGGAAUCAUAUUUUAAUAGCUGUGGCGAUACUAACGUAAACAUUUGCAGUCACCAUACCGACACAUUAAUGUCGUGGAACUUUAAAGGAAAAAGGCCGAAGAAAAAACUAGAAAUGUCACCCGAGUCUUACGCGACCAAGUUUGCCGUGGAUUACAUAAACAGUUUCCAGGAAGAAGAUGUCGAUCCUAAUGCUUCGUCAUGUGCGGAUAACUCCAGUGUUGAUAGCAUAGACCAUGUGGCGAUGCAGAAGGGAGCUGCAUUUCCAUUUAAGUCUACUCCAAGCGGCAACUUGAAAGUUCAAUCCAAUCAAGUUGUAUUCCAAUCGUCCACGGUAGGCGUGCUCUUAGCAGACCCUACGCAAGCUAAAGUAAAAGUAAAAAUCGAAGGGAAAGCUGGAGGAGAACCUGAUGAUGAAAUCUCACAAAACUUUGAACAAGAAGAGGAUUCAGAACCACAACUCCAAUUCGGACCUAGAGAGACACUCAAUGCAAAUAUACAAACAAAGCCCACAGUUCCGAAUGAUCGAAAUGGAAAAAUGAAGUUACCACCAGAUGUUAGAGAAGACAAAGGGAAGGACCUCGGCAGCCUCGGAUACACCAUUGGAGAGCCUAUAGACUGGAUGCGAGUACAGCUACCGAAGAAACAGGAUCUGUUUCAAGAGUUUUUUCGCAGAAUCAACAAUUACAUAAACACAGAUACGGUGAUACAUAUAGGCGACGAGGAGUUCCACUGCCAUUACAUCGUGUUGCAAGUGUACUCAUCAUUUUUCGAUAUGAACCCGCAUAGAGAAAUUGAACUGCCUGUUGCAAGUGUAACACCAGAAGCUUUUCAAACAAUUUACGAAUGGAUGAUAUUUAACGGUGUUGAAAGUAAUAAAAUGCUAAAGAGAGACAACAUACUAGAUCUGUUUUAUGCUGCACAGUAUCUUGCUAUCAAAGACCUAGAAGACCAAUGUUGGUCUUUCAUCGUGAAUGAAAGUCUCUUUUCUGAAGACACAGCGUUUGCACUAUUCAGAGAAGCUAGGAAAAAGGGUAUGAAGCCAGUCAUGGACUUAAUGGUACCACGUGUGAUGAGAUUCUUCUUACCUCUAGUUGCAUCAAGAGAUUUUAUAGAUUUGGACCCUGAAGAGCUCAUGAUAUUUCUGAAGUCAAAUUAUAUUUCUGUGACAAGCGAGAUUGAGGUCCUGAUGGCUGGCGUCCGGUGGUUGUACGGUGACUGGUCAGCUCGCAGGCAGUACGCGGUGGACGUGAUGCGCUGCGUCCGAUUUGGGCUCAUCUCCCCGUGGCAGCUCGUCGACAUAAAGAGGAACCCUGACAAUGCUGAAAUACUGGAAAUUGUUAACGAGCCUGAAGUUCAGCAGAUGGUUGACGACGGACUUGCAUAUGUAAUAAUAAAAUAUUGGUAUGGCAACAAUUCUAAGAACUACUAUCACUGGAUCGAUGUGCUCGGAUUGACGGAACCAGCUGAGAGAAACUGGAUCGGCGAGGAAAAGAACCAUGUGACCUACAAGGACUUCCUGCAGUAUUUAGAACAGUUUAUGGUACCCAAAGACCAGAUGUACCAACAGAUGGCCAUGAUGCAACCACCGAGGAGAAACGACGACAAUAUACCGGGCACCAUGCGAUGCAUGGACAACGACAAAAUGGAAAUGCGAAGACCCAAAAUGGAUUUUCCACUACCAGCCACGCUUAAAGGACUUACUGGUGAUAAAGACAAAUCAUUUCCGACCAUGAGCGAGUUUUUUGAAAACCGUAGAAAGCAAAAUCAAGAAGGUCAACAGUCGGUAUCACAGUCCAAUAGAUCACCACCUUCAAUGGAGAUGGAAAUGGCAAUACAGAUGCCCGUUUUGGCUGAAACCAGAAUGAGAGUUCCUGAACUAGCUUGCAAACACCAAAAACAAUUUGAGGAACAAAGGAAACAGAAGGAGCUGCAGAAGCAGCAGGAAUUGGCUCAACAGCAACGACGCAAACAAGCCCAACAGAUACACGUGUGCUCUGUCGAACCAGACGCUGUUUCAAAUAAACAGGAACAAAUUUACGAACCUCCAGAGAAGGACUCAGCAGAAGACAUGAACACCACUAACAGUGAAACUAGCAGUGGAACUGCCGAGACCAGCAUCGCUGAUAAAUAUGGAAUGCGAAGAACCGAGAAGAGACAUAGCGUUGCAGCUUCAUAUCUUGCCGCUGCAACUGCAGCUUUGGCAGGGUCGCGAAGCCCAACUUCUGGCAGUCGACCAUCACCGCCAGUGAAUGCGUCGCGAUCUGAGGCAACGCCGCGGCCCAACGCGCCCACGUCACAGAACAACAUCGGUAGUCCACAGAUAUCUCUCUUCAACCAGUCAAAGGAGUCCCUGGCAAAGAAUAACAUGAACAAAUUAUCCACAUCCAUAUUGGGACCUUCGAACAAGAACUACAUCGCUGAGGGUUCCUUGUUCAAUUGGGACAGAGAGACAGUUCUUGUUUUCGGUGGAAUCGAUCACCUCACUACGUAUGGAUUCGGUGGCAACAUCGGAAAGUAUAUCUACAGGUUCGAUCCAGUGACCAAUGUUUGGGACUACGUAGGUGAUCUGCCAGAGCCAAGACAUCAUCACUCGGUAGCCUUUUUACGAGGCCGGGUCUAUCUUGUGGGCGGUGCUGAUCCUCGUGAUGAUGACAUACGGGGCAAGUCUGCUGUGGUGUCAACCGUGUGGAGCUUCGAACCAGUAUCUCGUUCGUGGUUCAGCGAAAGUGGACUAAUGACGCCGAGGAAGAACUUUGGUCUUGUGGUGCACCGCAUGGCCAUGUACGCUAUUGGAGGACUGGAUAAGAAGGGGAGGGUGCUACGCUCAGUAGAAAAGUUUGAUCCUAAGACGGGAUCCUGGAGUGAAGUGCGUUCCAUGAGCGUGUGUCGAAUGGCCCUGGCUUGUGCGAAGUACCGCGAAUAUAUCUGGGUGGCUGGUGGCAUGACGGGAGAGAAAAAGAAACCUGUCUGCAAGAUAGUCGAGUGCUAUAACUCGACUACUAACGAAUGGACAGAAAUACACAGUCUGCGAUUUCCCAGAUGUUUCUCAACGAUGUUUGCAAUGAACGAUAAAUUGUACAUAGUUGGCGGUGCUGGAAAAGUUUCGGAUAAGGAACAGACGGUGACCAGUGUCGGUGCGAUCGAUGUAUGGGAUUGGAAACUGCGAAAAUGGAGACAGGAGACGGAAAUGUCGAUGCCCAGACAUGGACACGCAUUAGCCUAUUUAGGAACACAGCUUAUCAUUAUUGGUGGUGUGACAACGAUUUACAUGCGAGCUUUGAACAAUGUGGAGUCGUUUUGCUGCGAGCGCGGCGCGUGGAUACGAGGCGUGGCCACGCUCCCCUCGCCUCUCUCCGGACACGGCGCCGUCACGCUACCGCCUGCUUCGCUUAUGUGACCUUCAUAUUUCAGCAGACAUGCUAGUCCGCCGUGCCAGCCCGCCAUGCGCCGGCCGCCAGCCUGCUUGCUUGCCAGCUCGAAGAGGUCAAAAUUGAUUCACUCUGUGACGAGAGAUUGUGUCUGCCGUGGACUCUAUGGGUACUUUAAGUGCACUGUAGCGUUAUAAACAUUUUGGGAGAAAUUUUAAAUUUUCUGUUUAUUAAGACAUGUUCACUAAUAGUACUUACAGUAAUGAAAUCGUAAGUGUCUUGUGAUUGUUUUUGAGAUAAAUUAUAAUAAACGUUAAAUUAUUAUUUAUACGUUUGUGCAAUCGUUUUGUGAUAUAAUAUAAUGUUCGACUCGUUACAAUUAUUUGUUUUUAUUACAAAUUUAACAGUUGCAUUAUGUUAAAAUGAAAUCUGUUUUGUAGUAGAAUGGUUUAUUAAAAUAAUUUUAAAAUGUCUAUUCUUAAUCUACCUUACGUGUUAUUAAAUAAGAUCAAAGUACAUGGCACUUAACGCUAAUAUCACACGGUUUAAUACAAGAAUACAGGUAACAUAAUUCACGAAACAUUUCUUCGUUGAACCACAUGUUUGUAACAUAUGCCAAGCAGGCAAAUUGGCUUGCGAAGAGCAUUUAUUAACACUAUCGAUCGACACUUCCGAAGAAACAGCCAACACAUUUUCCGUUCUUUAUUUGAAUUAUUUUAUUAGACGACCUGAUUAAGGUCGCAGGAAGCCGCUGGAUGCAGGUCGCUUCCAACCGGCCUAUCUGGAAGUCAAUGGGGGAGGCCUAUGUUCAGCAGUGGACGUCCUGUGGCUGAUAUGAUGAUGAUGAUGACGAUUUGAAUUAUUCCCAGACCUCCCUGCAGACGCCUAGUAGAUCUCUCUCGAAGCCCUCCUCACAAGGCGGGUACCUCGCGAAAAACAGCUCGUUGUUGAUCGGCACGAACCGAUUUGGCUUGAUGUUACGUAUCACCUCCUGAAAGAGAAAAUAACUUGGUCAUUUAUCAAUUGUAGAAUUUACCACCUGCGGAUAAG
This is a messenger RNA of Spodoptera exigua (beet armyworm), 4782 nucleotides long. Lineage: Eukaryota; Metazoa; Arthropoda; Insecta; Lepidoptera; Noctuidae. The record is from the annotation of a GenBank genome assembly.